This is a messenger RNA of Mizuhopecten yessoensis (Yesso scallop), 1402 nucleotides long. RefSeq lists its product as uncharacterized. Lineage: Eukaryota; Metazoa; Mollusca; Bivalvia; Pectinida; Pectinidae. The record is from RefSeq and is a predicted model, not a curated record. Bases 58 to 1254 code for a protein of 398 amino acids. The transcript is spliced from 11 exons.
CCGUGGAUGAACAUAUCAAAUCACCAAAGGUAACAGGAACACCCAGCAGAACCAGCAAUGAAGAUCAUCUGGCUGGCUUGCCUUGUGGGAUGCCUUAUUGGCAUGGCAUCGGCACAAAAAGGCUGCAAGGACAAGAAGACAGGAACCAAGUACAAUGAUGGGGACGAAUGGUUUGAUACGGAAAUCGAGUGUAGAUUCUACCGAUGUGUUGAUGGCAAAAUAGAAAAGAUGGCAACCGCAUGUAUCUGGAAGGACGCAUGUUACAAAGAUAAGGCUAAAUGGAAGGAUGGCUGCCACAACUAUCACUGUAAUAUGACCAUGCCGGAAGAGAACAGCAUCGUGUAUUCUGUGGAGGUCAAAGCAGGAUGUAAUCACAACGGAACCUGCAGAAAGAAUGGUGAAAGAUGGACGAACGAGUGUCACACUUACUCAUGUACAGUUACAACCAAGAAGGACGGAACAUUAUUGGCCACAGCUGGACCAACGGAAAUGGGCUGUAAGUUCAACAAAAGAUGUAAGAAGUCCGGUGAGACUUGGCGAGAUGGGUGCUUCAACUACUCUUGUGUCGAAUACAAUGACAAGGGAGUCAAGUCGAGUAAAAUAAACACCAAGCCAGCUUGCUGGGUUAAGGGAACGAAAAAAUGUAUUCCAGUUGGUGGAACAGUUGACAUACGAUGCAGUACCUAUAAAUGUACAUUGGAAGACAAAAAACUCAAACUGGAACUAAAGAAGUUCGGAUGUCCUUACAACAAAGGCUGUGUUUCUGAGGGCAAAACGAUCAUGAGGCAGUGUUCGAAAUUCAAAUGUGGCCAGAAGGGUGACAAAGUCGGGUUCGUUCCUGACGGACUGGGUUGCAGAUAUAAUGGUAAGUGCUACAACGAAGGAAAACAGUGGUUCAACAGCACCAUUUGCGCAAACCUAAUGUGCACAAGUUCCCCACACAAGAAGAGGAGCUACUUAUUCAGAAUGCGAGUCAAAGCGUCCGAUCAUGGUUGUCCAUGGGAGAAAAAGUGCAUGGCGGCAGACGAGAAAUGGGUGGAUAAGGAAUGCAAUGAACGGCAAUGUAAAAUCAUCGAGAGAAAGUUCCGUUCUACACACACUGAAUACAUAGUGCGAAAAUUGUGCCAAGAUGUGAAGGGCAAGUGUGUAGCGAUCGGGACCAAGGGCUUCACAGCGCUUGUUAAAGGAGUCAAGUUCAACAACUGUUCGUGCGAAGAGAAGGGCAAGAAUAACUCUGAGCUGAAAUGUGAAUAGCAUUUGACAUGAAACGGAUACUUUAUCUUGUGAAACGCAUUACAAACAUGAGUUUUAUUAUGUGUAUCUAUAUAAAAGAAGAAAUUGGUGGACAAUGUAAAUGUUGAAGUUACAUGUACUAAUGCCUGAAUAAAGCAAAAUAAAACCA